Molecule: messenger RNA, 1272 nt
Organism: Impatiens glandulifera
Lineage: Eukaryota; Viridiplantae; Streptophyta; Magnoliopsida; Ericales; Balsaminaceae
Product: guanine nucleotide-binding protein subunit beta-like protein
Exons: 2
Coding region: 89-1075 (328 amino acids)
Biological process (GO): rescue of stalled cytosolic ribosome; positive regulation of protein phosphorylation
Cellular component (GO): nucleus; cytosol
Molecular function (GO): translation regulator activity; protein kinase C binding; ribosome binding
Source: RefSeq, a predicted model, not a curated record
CUUCCAUCUACCUCCAUUGGCGCCCCCUUCUCCUACAAUCUUCUCCCUAGAGAAAUCUCACUUUCGUUAGGAAGAAAACUCAUCAGCCAUGGCGGAAACAUUGAUUCUCAAGGGUACAAUGAGGGCUCACACCGACUGGGUCACUUCCAUCGCCACUCCUGUUGAUAAUUCCGACAUGAUCGUCUCCGCUUCCCGUGACAAAUCUCUCAUCGUCUGGAAUCUCACCAAGGAGGACAAGGUGUACGGAGUCGCCCGUCGCCGUCUCAAUGGUCAUUCCCACUUCGUUCAAGACGUUGUUCUUUCCUCAGACGGUCAAUUCGCUCUCUCUGGAUCUUGGGACAGCGAACUCCGUCUUUGGGAUCUAUCUACCGGAACCACUGCCCGUCGAUUUGUGGGUCACACCAAGGACGUCAUCUCCGUCGCCUUUUCCUAUGACAAUCGUCAAAUCGUCUCUGCUUCUCGUGAUAAGACUAUCAGGCUGUGGAAUACUCUUGGAGAAUGCAAGUAUACCAUCCAGGAAGGUGAUUCACAUACCGAUUGGGUUAGCUGUGUUCGUUUCAGUCCUAGCAAUGUUCAGCCUACCAUCAUCUCUUCCUCAUGGGACCGUACCAUUAAGAUCUGGAACCUCAGCAACUGUAAGCUUCAGAAUACCUUGAGAAGCCAUUCUGGGUAUGUUAACACUGUGGCUGUUUCACCUGAUGGUUCGUUGUGUGCUAGCGGUGGGAAAGAUGGGACGAUCCUUCUUUGGGACUUGGCUGAAGGCAAGAAACUUUACUCUCUUGAUGCUGGUUCCAUCAUCCAUGGUCUCUGCUUCAGCCCCAACAGGUAUUGGCUUUGUGCGGCAACUGAGAGCGGUAUUAAGAUUUGGGAUUUGGAAAGCAAGACCAUUGUUGUGGAUCUGAAGGUUGAUCUUAAGGCGGAAACCGAUAUGGCUCCUGAUGGUUCUAUUCAGCCAGCUUGCGCUAAAACCAAGGUGAUAUAUUGCACUUGCUUGAACUGGAGUGCGGAUGGAAGCACACUCUUCAGUGGAUACACCGAUGGAGUGAUCAGGGUCUGGGGUAUCGGUCGCUACUGAGAAAUUUGGCUAGGUUUUGCAGUAAUCUUAUAUUUUCCUUAAUAGUUUCAGUAUUCAGUACUUUUGGAUUCAAAGAUGUUUGAUUAUCUUGACAAUCUGUCAUAAACUUGUCUUCUAUGUGUGUUUUAUUUUUCUGAGGUAACAUUAUCAUAUUUUGUUUGCUCUUUUAUUUAAAGGAGAUUUAUUUUGACACCUUA